CAUAAACAAUGUUUAUAAUGUCAUUAUAAACAGUACCAUGGAUAGAAACAGUGAAUUUAGCAACACUUAAAAUCAAAUCAGUUUUAUAAAACAAACCAAUAAAACAAACUGCAAUGGCAACGGAGCAAACCUUGGAGCAACCUACCGAACAGUUACACCAAGGUCAUCAUCUUACGGUUGUGAAAGAGGAACCUGUGGAUGGGUUGGAAACUAGAUUGGAAAGCUCGUCUUUCUGCUUCGAAACGGUGACCAAGGAGGAGGUUAUUCUAGAGGAUCAACCAGAAUCUGUGAGCGGGCCUGCAACGGAAAUUUCUUCUAAGGAGCACCCCUUCCAAUGCACAGAGUGCAAUCGAUCGUUUGCCAAUGUAUGGAAUCUUAAUCGAUGCGUUAAGAGACACAAUGCUUUGCGACUGGGACUUUACAAAUGUAAAGUUUGCGGAAAGUGCUCUAGUGAUAGGCAUACGCACGUGAGGCACUUGGCCGUCCACAGGAAGGGGUCAAAUGCUGAAGAUGUUUCGGACUCGAAACCUGUUGGACAGGUUAAGUCAGAAGAAUCUGGUGUGUCUGUCGACGAAAAUGGCCUUUUUAAAUGUCUUGAAUGCGAUCGAACGUACAAGAAGCGUAACAUGGCGGUCAAAUGUACAAAACGACACUUGGCAAGACGGCUAGGACUUUUCAAGUGUAAAUUUUGUGACCUGCGCGCCGGAACUCUUUCUGACCUUCGAAGACAUGAGGCAAGGCACAAACCAAACACGGAACUGUUGCAAGCUGUCGAACCAGCGAUUCCAGAACCGAAGAAGGACCUUCCGGACGAAGUCAUCAUCGAAAAUCAGGUGACAGAACAUUCUUGCGAACAAUCAACGGAAAUCUUUAAAUGUACCGAGUGCAGUAAAACAUACAAUACCAGAAAUAACCUCAACCGAUGCAUGAAAAGGCACAUUGCAAUCAAAAAAGAACUUUACAAGUGUGAGGUCUGUGAGAAGGUUUCCAGUUCUAAGGAAGUACACACAAGGCAUGUGAACAGCCACAAACAAGAAACAAAUAAACACACACAGCUCGAAAAUGGCCUCUUCAAAUGUUCCGAAUGCGACCGCACGUUCAAGUCAAAGUACUCGGUUAAUAAAUGUAUGAGAAAGCAUGUGGCAAGACGGCUUAAACUUUAUCAGUGCAAAACUUGUAACCGGGUCUCAGGAACUCUACAUGACCUUAAAGAACACGAACUUAACCACAAGAAGAGAGCGGAAUUACACCUACAGUCUGUCAAAGCAGCAAUUCAAGAGCAGGAUAAUCCACUUCCUGUCGCGGCGAUGAAGGGGAAACCACCGAAGGAGAUGGACGGCUCGUCCGAAGCGGUUACGAAGAAAACUCUUAGCAGACAUUUAACGGAAGUGACCAAAGAACGCCCCUUCCAAUGUUCCGAGUGCAACAAGACGUUUAAGCAAUUUGCAUUGGCUCUAAGAUGUGAAAGAGGUCACAAUAAUAUUAAACUUGGACGCUACAAGUGUGAAACAUGUGGAAAGUGUUGUUGUAGCAAGUAUGUUCUUAAAAAGCAUGAGGAGAUCCAUAAAAAGGAGGAUUAUAAAUCAGAAGAAGAUGAUACCCUUUUCAAGUGCUCCGAGUGUCCGCGCCGGUUCAGAGAGCAGUUCCUAGCCCGAAGAUGUGCGAGGCGACACUCGGCAAAGCGGUUGGGAUUGUACGAGUGCCAAAUUUGUAAACUGCGACUGGGAAAUUCGACCGAACUUAGAAUACAUGAACUCGUACACAAGAGAACUGAGCAGGAUAAAACGUUUGCGUGCGAUGUUUGCGACGCGCGUUUUGCAUACAGAGCAAGCAUUACAAAACACAAGCGAAGGUACCACACCGGAGAGCUUCGAUUUACAUGUCACAAAUGUAAUGUGAAAUUCCCAACGAGGGCAGAGCUUCUUACGCACAUCACAAGACACGACUGGGACGAAACGAAGCAUAAAUAUUCCGCAAAGCUGGUUAAGGCAGACGACGGCAACUAUUUGUGCACCAUCUGUAAUAAGAAGUUUAUCAACCGGGCACCGGCCAAUGCUCACGUGUUUCGGCAUAUGAACUUAAUUGAAGGGCUUUUCGUGUGUAAAACGUGUGGUUUGCGAUGUGGAGAUGCAUACGAGCACAAGAUACACCUGCAGAUUCAUAAGAAACCGGAAGAAGUACCCGAUGCUUCGGAUGGGAAACCACCGACGGAAGGAAAAGAUGAAAAUCCGUCAAAGGAGGGCGAAACAGCAGGAAAAUCUACCGCUCUCGAUUGCAAAACCUGUCGUAAGCGCCUACGCAAUAAGCAAUCCCUCGAGAGGCAUGAGAUUACCCAUCGGAUAAGAAAAAAGAACUCCACAGAUUAUGCAGCAGCACAAGCGGCAAAAAAGGGUAACAACACUGAGGAAGCUGGCGCCUCUUUUUGCUACGAAACGGUGACGAAGGAAGAGCUGAUCAUUGAGGAUGACGAGGAGGAAAAAAAAUCUCGAAAUUUGUUGGAAGAUAAUCACGUCAAGGAGGAUGAGGCCGGAGGAGGACAGGAGAAAGAAUCUUGUGAAUCUGUGAUGAAACAAAGUGAACUCACCGAGGGAGCGACCCAGCAGAACGAAAACGAGAUUUCCAAGAAUGAUAAUCUUGAACAACAUUUGCAGGAGGACUCGUCUUUCCGGAUGGAAUGUGAUAUCUGCCAGAAGAGUUUUUUGAGCAAGCGUAAUUUUGAAGCACAUCAAACACUUCACGAAAAGCGUCAAAUUCCACUAGAAUGCCCGAGAUGUCAAGAGGAAUUCGACGAUAAAUACAGCUUGACGAAGCACUAUGAAGCCCACGAAGACGUGGUCAAAUCGAAGUAUGACGAUUUGCUGGUGGAAGAUGGAGACGGUCACAGAUGUUUGCUGUGUGAUAAAACGUUUAAAAAUCGCGAAAAAAUCAUAGGUCACGUCCAGAGACACAUGAACAUUAUCGAGGGCGUUUAUCACUGUAAAGUCUGUGGUUUGCGAUGUGGAGGAAACAGUGACUACCGAUUACACAUCAAGAUUCACACGGAUAACGCCGCCGAUCAGAGGGCGCUUCCGAGAGAGAUUGGGGGCGUUCACACGGAUUACGACCCGCCCUCCGGUCAGGGUGAGGCCUGCGGAAAAUCGGAUCUACCACUGCACUGUAAAACGUGCAAUCUGUUUUUCAACAGCAAGACAAAUCUGAACGUUCACCUGUGGAAGUCGAAGCUCAGAAUCAUACGGCCAAAUUUUACCCCUGGAGAGUCAGUUUCUAAAGUUCCAACGCAACGUACCCAACAUUCAACGGUUAGUCAAAAUCCAUCCAAACCACAGAAAAGAAGAAAACCAAGAACACGCCUUCUCAAGAGAGAUGAUUCGAAAAUUUUCACGGAUGAAAAGGGCUUCUACAACUGCACCAAGUGCGACUAUAAGACUGUUAAACCAAACAUGUUUAGAGGUCAUGUCCGUGGCCAUAGGGCGGUUGAGGUUGGCGUGUUCUCGUGCGAGGUGUGUCAAAUGCGCUUCCCAGACAAAAGGCAUUUAUUUUUUCAUAAGAAAACUCAUUUAAAGGAAAGAUUUGAGUGUCUUACAUGCCAUCAGAAAUUUGCAACAAAAGGUGAACUCUUCAAGCAUCGAAUCAUUCAUACCAAGAACGUGAUAACGAAGCAAUUUAUGGACAAAGUUACCGAGGACGAGAAGGGCGUAUUCUCCUGUUCAAUUUGUGGCAAAACUCACACGGAACGGAAACAUGCCUUCAGCCACUUCCGCACACACGUGACCGAAAAAUACAUGUGUCAAAUCUGUGAAAAGCGAUGCGGAUCCAAGAGAGAUCUCACACUACACAUCGAAAGUCAACACGAAAAACUGCGUUUCAGGUGUAGCACGUGCAAAGAGAGAUUCGAGACCAGAACAGUCCUGUUUGAACACAAACAGGAGCACAAAUCAGAUUCGAAAAAGAUUCGGCGAUUUGACGACCGCUAUCACUGUACGCGGUGUGACAAAACGUAUUCGAGGCGGGAAAAUGCUUUAAACCACUUUAAAUCGCACGGUUCUUCGGAAGAAGAUGAGGCGCAGUCCAAAGAUUCCCAAAAAGAUGGUGAGUCUAACUUAGAGCCAAAGAUGCAGAAAAACGACGAACCUGAAGGAGAUGAGUAAUCCAAAGACUGUGUCCUCAAAAUUGAAGACAAAAAUUUUGAAACUCUUUAAAAAAGGUUAGUUCAUAAAACCGUAACCGGGAUUCAUAAUUUGCAAAGCAAAUGUAGAGAUAGUUUUUUUUUGAAUAAGAAUAAUAAAAUAUAUGAUUUGAUUCGA
This is a messenger RNA of Culex quinquefasciatus (southern house mosquito), 4304 nucleotides long. RefSeq names its product zinc finger protein 721. NCBI's taxonomy places the organism in Eukaryota, Metazoa, Arthropoda, Insecta, Diptera, Culicidae. The record is from RefSeq and is a predicted model, not a curated record. Gene Ontology annotation, cellular component: nucleus. Bases 114 to 4148 code for a protein of 1344 amino acids. Gene Ontology annotation, molecular function: RNA polymerase II transcription regulatory region sequence-specific DNA binding; DNA-binding transcription factor activity, RNA polymerase II-specific. The transcript has 20 exons. Gene Ontology annotation, biological process: regulation of transcription by RNA polymerase II.